GUUGUCAAAUUGCGAACUCCAGAAAAGAUAGCAGAAAGAUGGCGAUUUUCAGUUCCUUGGCACGUUCGAGCCAACUUUCGGCCCGUUUGGGGACUUUCUUGACCAAACCGGCGCUGUUGCAGGGUAGCAAAAAUGCCCUCGUCAGCACUCGUUCGAUGUCCGGCGGCCAUGGACCGAAGAAUUUCACCAUUACUCCGUCGCGUUUCCAAUGGCACAAGUUCAAGGAUAUGUUCCAUUACUACAUCAUGAUCGGCCUGAUCCCGGCCGGUGCUGUUAUUUUCUAUGCGAACGUGUUCGUUGGACCCGCUACGCUGACGGAAACCCCCGACGAUUACACCCCGAAACACUGGGAAUACCAUCGGCAUCCGAUCACGCGCUUCAUUGCUCGCUACAUUCUGCCGAAUCCGCAGCAAGAGUACGAGAAGAUGCUCCACCACAUCUAUGAGGAGAACGAGAAGGCUCACAUCCGUGCGCUGGAGAAACAAGUUCGCGAAAAAAUGGCCGAACGCAGCGAUUAUCAGUCGUACUACUACCGCCCGGCCAUAGGCAAGUAUCACCGGGUGGCCAAGGAGGCAGCUGAUGAGCUGGAAGCGCUCCGUGGUGAUUAAGAAGUGGGACGAAGUCAUGUAGAAUAUGUUAUUGAAUAAACGAAGUGGUGCUGCGA
Molecule: messenger RNA, 664 nt
Organism: Anopheles coustani
Lineage: Eukaryota; Metazoa; Arthropoda; Insecta; Diptera; Culicidae
Gene: ND-SGDH
Product: NADH dehydrogenase [ubiquinone] 1 beta subcomplex subunit 5, mitochondrial
Exons: 2
Coding region: 39-608 (189 amino acids)
Source: RefSeq, a predicted model, not a curated record